This is a messenger RNA of Amphibalanus amphitrite, 2286 nucleotides long. Its product is annotated as prolyl 4-hydroxylase subunit alpha-2-like. Bases 1 to 1542 code for a protein of 513 amino acids. The transcript is spliced from 10 exons. Gene Ontology annotation, biological process: peptidyl-proline hydroxylation to 4-hydroxy-L-proline. NCBI's taxonomy places the organism in Eukaryota, Metazoa, Arthropoda, Thecostraca, Balanomorpha, Balanidae. Gene Ontology annotation, molecular function: iron ion binding; protein binding; procollagen-proline 4-dioxygenase activity. Gene Ontology annotation, cellular component: endoplasmic reticulum. The record is from RefSeq and is a predicted model, not a curated record.
AUGAAAUUUGUCGCUGAAACGUGUAUUCUGAGGUCGAUCCUGUCGCUGCUGUUGCCCCUGUUGGUGGUGCUGCUGGAGAAUCAUUACGUGGAGGCUGACGUCUACAACUCGGCUUCACAACUGGCUUCGGUGCUUCGAUUGGAGAAGAGGCUGGUGGAGUUGGCUCAGGAGCUGCACAGCGAUGAACCGAAUGAGGAACUCAACAGAUUCCUGGCCGACAGUCAUCCCAUCCAGACGUUCGGCGGCAGCAUCGUGAGCCCGCUGGACGCCUACCAUAUGCUCCGGCGACUGACCAGCGACUUCGAGCCGGUCAGGACGGCGCUGCUGGCCGCCCGACAGCCCGAUAUAGAGGGUAACGUGACGGAGGUGCUGUCCAGUCCGUUAUUCCCGAACACCACCGACCUCAACGAGUCGGCGUUCGCGCUAGUUCGGCUACAGGACAUCUACGAUUUAAGCACAUCAGACCUGCAGCGGGGUCGCAUCAGGGGCCAUCGCUCCCCGUGGACACUGUCAGGUGAUGACUGUGCUCGGCUCAGCCAGCAGAGCCUAUCUCACAUGGAAUUUGAAUUAGCCGAAGUUUGGAACAAAGCAGCGCAACAGCUUAUACAUGAACAGCAGCGGCGGGUUGAGCUCGAGCGUAAACUCAACAGCAUUCGAGCAACGAGGGAGCUGGUGCUACAGCUGGCACGUCGCCAGCCAGACCAGUUCAUCAGCAAGUUCGCCGGCUCCGGGAUCCCGCUGGGGUUCCUGGGACGUGUUGUUGAGGAUGCCGACCCUACCGACAGCGUCGCCAUGCAGGACAUCGAGCGUCGCUACAAGCGGUUGUGCCGAGGAGAGGCGCUGCUGUCCCCAGCCGUGACCUCACGGUUCCACUGCGCCUACAAGAGGUCCUCUGACCCAUUCUUCCGCCUGAGACCGCUGAAGACCGAACUGCUAUGGCCGGACCCGCUGAUAGUGCGGUUUUAUGACGUCACUAGUCCACGACAGCGGGGCCGCCUGUCGCGUCUGGCCGGUCCACGGCUGGUCACCAGCAAGGUCACAGGGCGACCCGGAGAGAGCGGCAGGAGCACCCAGGGCAGAGUCGGCAAAAUGGCGUUCCUGCCGCGGGGCUCUGACCCCCUGGUGGGCCAGUUCCACCGCCUGGUGGAGGCGUUCACGGGCCUUUCUAGUGAGACCGCCGAGGACCUCCAGGUAGUCAACUACGGCGUCGGCGGCCACUACGAGCCACACGUCGACUUCUACGGCUCCUACGAGAUUGGAGACUUCUCGUACCCAAGAGAUCGACUCGCGACGUUUCUGUUUUAUCUGAACUCGGUCGGUGCAGGUGGCGCUACCGUAUUCCCGCUGCUCGGCGUGGCGGCGCCACCGGUGCCCGGCUCCGCCCUGUUCUGGUUCAACCUGCGCCGCAGCGGCCUGGCAGACUCUCGCACUGUGCACGCCUCCUGCCCGGUUCUGCUCGGCGCCAAGUCCAUUGCUAAUUUCUGGCUGCACGAGUCGGGCCAGGAGUUUCGACAUCGGUGUGGCACCAGUGAAGACGAGUGACGAGUGACGAGUGACGAAUGACGGAUGGCUGAUGACGGGAUGACGGAGCGGCGAAGAACGUCUGACGAUAAACAGAUUGCAAUGCUGACAGAUGAAUGAAUGGCGAAUGACUGGAGGGCGGAAAUGAAUGAAUGACCAACGGUUCAUGCUGCUAAACUGGUGUAUUUUGUCGUAUUCACACCACAAGUUGUGCAUCCCUGGAACAAAAAUUAGCGUUAUGGAUAGGCAUUGGUCAUUGUUUGUUUUUAUGGGCAUGUAUUGCAGUUUACUUCAUGUCAUAGCGGUGAAUGACAAAGCUCGCAUUGAAAACGUAUGUUAAACACUUAUUUUAUCUUGGUCAGUUGAUUUAAUGUUUAUUUUGUUAUAAUUAUUUGGUGUUGGUGUUAUCUAUUCCCACUUGUAAUGACGUUCAUACACUCAUAGAGAACACGAACCAAUUAUAUACAGCUGCCAUCCAGCAUGACGCAACGCACAAUUACAUUCCACUUAGGUAUAGGUACAUAUGUUAUAACACAGGAGUAGGCCUACUUCACUGACCCUGUAUUAUUAUAGUCAAGUGUUUGUGCAGGCUAUGUGAUGUCAUUUUAUUACAAUGUGCUCAUUAUACAGUUGCCCCCUCCUUACAGAUCUGUCGUAACGUUCUCGUCGCCCCUUUGCUGUUCAACUUUUCACCUCCAAAUAUAAGCUUUUGUAUGACAUUUGCAGUAUCUAUGCUCAUUGUGCAAUAUAUUUCUAUUUGAUUUU